AUGGUUUCCAAGAACAAUGCCUCUGUCGUUCUCUUCGUCUCACUAAACCUUCUAUUCUUUGCCUUUGUCAAUGCACACAACAAAACUUGCCCGAAAGACACCUUGAAACUUGGUGUUUGCGCCAAUUUGCUGAACUGGUUGAUUGGAAUUCGCAUUGGUACCCCUCCCAAAGAGCCAUGCUGCAGUCUCAUUCAGGGACUGGUAGAUGCCGAGGCAGCUGUUUGCCUCUGCACUGCCAUUAAAGCUAAUAUCUUAGGAAUCGUCCUUAAUAUUCCUGUCUCACUUAGGCUUCUUCUUAACAAUUGUGGGAAGAAAGUCCCACCUGGCUUCCAAUGUGCUUAA
Messenger RNA from Fraxinus pennsylvanica, 342 nucleotides. The record is from the annotation of a GenBank genome assembly. NCBI's taxonomy places the organism in Eukaryota, Viridiplantae, Streptophyta, Magnoliopsida, Lamiales, Oleaceae.